UCUGAGCAGCGUAUCUGUAAUAAGAUAACGUGCGGGUUCGUCGAUUAAAAGUGCCGCGCCUGUGGCCUCACGUUGGCCGUGUUGGUAUCCAUUACUCCGUUUUCGUGAAAAGAAAGGAAGUCUAUCAUUCGGGAUUUUAAAACGACUCCGUGCUACUACAUUACAUCAUUAUGUGAUUGUACAACCAGUUUCGUGACUGCACUAGUACAAAAAGUAGUGUACUCGCCAGUGGGUGCGAGUGAAAGAAGAUACUCGAACGAUCGAAUUUUUUAGACAGAAUGACUAUACGUCUUCAAGAAGUGAUGCGGUCUGAAGUAGAAGGUGGUUUGUCUGGACCAGCCAACCCAAUACCAAGUGAGUCCAUAGAUUGCGGUUGUGCACAACUGCCAUGUCCAAAAUUAGCGAAAUUUGCAACGCGACGACUGUUUGUUGGAUUACUAUCAUGGGUCGGCAUAGUUCAAGCGGCUGCCUAUGCGUAUUUCCAUGUAGUUGGACCCACAAUCGCUAGAAGAUUUCAAAUCGAUCCCUACGUCAUGGAAUGGAUCCUUGCAAUACCGGACUUAAUACCUUUAGUUUUUGGUCUAAUUAUUGCGUACUGGGGUGACAGGAUUCAUAGAGUUGCUUGGGUCGGAGCUAUAGUCCUUUUACAAAGCAUUUCAUAUUUUAUUAUGAUUAUUCCUCAUUUAACGCAUCAAAUCAAAAUCAUCGAUGAACCCGAUAAUGCUACACAUAUGUCAUUGUACUCAGAUGAUAAUCGUGAUUUGUGUUCUCCAACUAAAAUGAUUGCGAAAGAGGAAGAAAUGUGUUAUUUCUCAAUCGCUGUUUUAGUUGUUAUACAAGUUCUCAUCGGCAUCGCUAAUAUUUCAUACUUUGCACUAGCCAUUUCUUAUUUAGACGACAAUACCAAAAAGAAACACAUUGCUGGAUUUAUUGGUGUCGUUAUCGCUGUGAAGAUUCUCGGUGUUCUUUUGGGCUUCGUCUUGUCGUGGGUUUGUCUUGGGUUAGACGCAGUAAAACUAAGUCCGAUUGAAAGCUACAGAGAACAAAUUGGUGCAUGGUGGCUAGGACUACCAAUUCUGACAAUUUUACUUAUAGUUCCCGGUUUGUUGCUUUCAUGGUUCCCUAGAAUGCUACCAUCUCAGGUCGUUGCACGAGCUGCAGCUUCAUUGUUAAACAUAAAUUCGGGCAGAUCCAAUCGAGUGCCUCGUCGGUUAAUCAGCGAGAAAACAGCCAAUCCUAGUUUCUUAUCAUCCAUGGCCAGAUUGUUCACUAACAAAAUUUUAAUCUGCAUCGUUCUUGCUUAUACGCUUUACAUGAUGGCCACUUUAAAUUUUAUGAGUUACGAGAAUCUUAUUAUUCAAGCAAGGUUUUACGUACCAAAGCCAACUGGAACGUUACUUGGUUUCAACGAUCCAGUAACUUCGCGAUUGAUAACGAACAUUUUGAAGCCCGUUCUAAUUGGUUUGAUUAUAGUAGUUUCGGGACUGGUAAUAACAAAAGCAAAGCCCAGUUCCAGAAGUAUCUUGGAAUACGGAGUAAUAGUUACAAUUGUAUCAGCCGGAAUUAUAUUUACUCUCACUGUAACAUCUUGCGAGAAGCGACCUAUCGUUGGAUCCGACGGCAAAGGGUCAUUAUUUUUGCUAAGGUAUUGCAACAGAAAUUGCGGCUGUUCAAACGACGCUGAUUUCCAUCCAGUUUGCGACAGUAAAGGCAAGUUCACCUUUUAUAGUCCUUGUCAUGCUGGAUGCACAUCCUCCGAACAAAAGAACGGUAUGACGAUUUACACUGGCUGCAGUUGUAUGGAAGAUACGGAAAACAAGGACCUUUAUGAUGGGCCUUGUGACUCAAAGAACUGUCAGUUCGGAUGGUUAAUUUUUGAGCUUUCCACUCUGUUGGUGUACAUACUGAUUGCCUCGAUGGUUGUUGGAGACUUCUUAAUAGUUCUGAGAUCAGUCUACCCGCAAGAUAAAGCCGUCAGCAUUGCUUUCUGGAUGAUGUGGUCCGCUCUUAUUAUAAACAUUUGCGGAAAACUUAUAUACGACACAGUAGCGAAUCUAACUUGUCAAUAUUGGGGAUCUCAAAAAACAGCGUGUCGCCUACACGAAAGUUUAAAACUAGGCAACUAUUUAUGCUACUUAACGGGUUCUAUCUUGGUCUUAAGUAUCGUGUUGAAGGUUCUUCUGUGGUUCUUCUGCAAAAACUUGCAGCUUUACGUUCAAGAAAGCAAGGAAGUCUCAUCCGGCGCUGAGAUGCAACAGUUGAUGACCAGUCCAACUAAAAGACAACCGGAGCCAUCCAGCAGAAAUAAUAACAACAACACAGUGCAAGCAGAAGUUUCUGCCGAAGAAGUGCCGAAUCCAGUCGAACCAUCGAGUCAAAGCGCGCAAAGAGAAGAAGAACAGAAACAAAACGAACCUGUACCGUUGAAAUACGGUCCCUUGGGACCAGGUAACCGUCGAACAGGUUCAAAGUCCUCGCUCAGCCAAGCAUCGCAAUCGCGACAAUCGGACAUACGCAACCUGGACUCCGAGGAUGAAUUGAGUUCCACUGAUGAUGAUGGUAAAAAAGACUCUAGCCCAAAAGUAGCCUACAAACCUCUAGACCUAGACUCUGAUGUGGAGAGCGAUUUGGGUAGCGCAGAGCCUAGAUCGCGAAGACGCAUCCUGAGCAAAGACUACGACCGCGUUUACAACAGCGAUCAACCUUCUUCUGCGAUGAGCUCGCUGCCAAGACGCGAGUUUCCGAAUCCUGCUAACUACGACGAUCCAAGACUUAGCAGGAGAUUGCAACCAAUGGAUCAAAAUGGCUACAUAGAUGGCUCGCGAAAGACCAACAGUUUCGAGUACUCUAAAAAGGGACAAGAGAAAGACGCACAGAAGAAGGGUGACUUUAAUGAAGUUGGCAUACCCAUAGUAGAGUCUUAUCCCUCUUCGAUGAACACUAGCUCGCCGUUUGCGAGAGACGUGAAAGCAUUGAUCGAUCAGUACGAGCAUAAUUCUGACCACACCAACGAUCAGGGAUCAGUGAAGUCAGGAGAUUCUGGUCAUCGCCCGGAGUAUAGGGUAGUCGCGGGUGUCCCGCUGAUAGCUAUGGCAUCGAGGUCCUCGAGAGGUCCGUCUUCCUUAGGGUACAGCAGCUUGACAGAUGGGAAGCAUCUGGAUGAACGACCUGACUCUCGUGAAAGCAAUAGUCCUAAAACUGCUUCCAGCAAAGGAAGCAGGGGAACAUUGCAUACGGAUUUCUAGUGCCUGACUUUAUCUUGAAAACCGAAUCAAAUAAAGAACAAUCAUUUCAAUUAAGUAUAUAAAUAUUAUGUACUGCCUGUAUAUUUUAAGAUUUUGUAUAGAAACUCAUAAAAAUGUUUUAUUUAUUUAAAUGGUUCUUUUUUUAUGUCUGUUUACUAUUUCCUGAUUUAGUUGACGAAUUUGUAAACGUUUGUAGUAUAAUGCAUGGUUUAUUUUGUGGUAGAUUUUUUAAUUACUUUAACAUUGUAGCUAUCACUUCAUUAUUUCCUUAAAUAUUUGAAUAUAAUUCCCUGUGUAAAAUGUAUGAUAUAGUUCAUAGAAAUAUUACAUUGAGUCUGUGUGAUAAUUGACAAAAUAAAACAAUUAAAAAUAUGAUAUUUGUAAAUUAAUUAAAGUAAGGAUACUUGAGACUUAACAAUUUUGGAUGCUUUAGUUAAUUAAUUCACGAAUGAAUUGUUAGAAAUAAUGUGUAAUGAAAUAUUGGUGAUUGAACUAGGGACGAUUUGUAGAAAUUUUAUGAAAAGAGUUGAAAAUUAUUUGAUAAUUUAUGUAAAAAGGGUUUCCAUCGUGUCAUUAUAAUUUGUUAUUGUUUAAUCAAUUUUGUAAAUACAUUUGAAAUAAAUAUUUCGGUAAAAAUGAAACGAUAGUAAACAGGAACUAUGAGUCAGUAUGUUAACAAUAAAAGGUUCGAACACAAUAAAAUGGAAUUAACCAAAUUUUUCUUACAAUGUCCGCAAUAAUAUUUUUACUUGAUUUCUAUACAUAUGAAAAUUGUCAAAUACCAAUAGUUUUUUUAUUAUACUACGCACCCGUAUG
Messenger RNA from Nomia melanderi (Alkali bee), 4061 nucleotides. RefSeq names its product solute carrier organic anion transporter family member 3A1. Gene Ontology annotation, biological process: sodium-independent organic anion transport; transmembrane transport. The record is from RefSeq and is a predicted model, not a curated record. Gene Ontology annotation, molecular function: protein binding. NCBI's taxonomy places the organism in Eukaryota, Metazoa, Arthropoda, Insecta, Hymenoptera, Halictidae. Gene Ontology annotation, cellular component: basolateral plasma membrane.